UACCAUUCCUCUAUCAGGUGUUCGGCGUGUUGUUGUUCCUCUGUUCUCAGCGAAAUAUUUUAGCACAUUAUUUUUGUGGUACCAAAUCUUGGAUUACCGGUUUUUGGAUUUAGGUUGAAAUGAGUUAUUUUGACGAAAUCGACGAUCCCCUUAAAAAAAUGAUCGAUGAAUAUGGACGACACAGGUUGACAGAUGUGUUGGAAGAAGACGGCGAAGAGGACCAAUCGGGCCGCACAUCCUGGAACGGUUCCGUAAAUCGCAAAAGAUACUCGUCUAGUAGCCCAGCUUCCUCUGUGGAUGCUCUUUGGGAACUUCACUCUCAUCGACUUAGCGAAGCAGGCCUUAGUCGCCAUUCAGAUUCCAGCGCUGUCUUAACUGAAGACACCGACAGCUUUAUAAUAGGCCAAAGAGUGUGGGUGGGUGGCAAUAAACCAGGACACAUUGCUUUCAUUGGGGACACAACAUUUGCCCCUGGAGAGUGGGCUGGCAUAGCCUUAGAUGAACCGAUUGGCAAAAAUGACGGCUCCGUUGGUGGCACUAGAUAUUUUAUGUGCGAACCUAAAAAGGGAGUUUUCUGCCGUCUUACUAGACUGACCAGGGUGCCUCUUGAUCAUGGAGGUUCUGCAGACAUAAGUACCCCUUCAUCACAUGUCGGGAGUCAUAGGAUGCUCGCCAUGUCACCAUCGCCUUCAGAAAGUUACAGAAGCAUGAUAAAAUCUCCUGGGUCUCCUUUUGACUCGAAUACAAGCUUGUCAUGUGCACAAGUGGACUACACGAUCGGAGAUCGAGUCAUAAUUAAAAGUGGCCAAGGUUCAAAAGUAGGAACUGUAAGAUAUAUGGGCCUGACACAGUUUGCCAAAGGAGAGUGGAUCGGGGUAGAAUUGGAUGAACCCAGAGGCAAAAACGACGGAUCUGUUAACGGGAUUAGGUAUUUCGAAUGCCAGCCAGGCUUCGGAAUUUUCUCUCCCAUCUCCAAGGUGAGCAAAUCUCCAUCGAAUGUAAAACCGAAUCACUGCCAAAUACAUUCUCCAACUGGGGGUUUGCCUCCCAGUGCCAUGAGAAGGGCUAGUUCGAGGGAAUCAAUGACAUCUAGUGUGUCAAUGAUGAGUUCCGCUUCAACUGCUCCUAGAAGGAAAUCGCCGACGACACCUACUUCGACUACCCGAUCAGUAGCAGCGCGAGCAGCCUGGCAGGGGUUACUUGACGAGAAGCAACAACACAUCGAACAACUGUUAAAGGAAAAAGACCUGGACAGGGCGGAAGCGACCAGAGCGAUCAGUCAAGCCAAUGAAGCAGAACGAAAAUUGCAGGAUUUAACUCAAAAAUUCUUAAAAUACCGAGAAGAAAGUGUAACUCAAAUCCAAAGACAUGUGCUCAUGCUCAACGAACUAAGAGAGAAUUGUCAGCACUUGGACAGUCAGCUCGAAGAUGAAAAGAAAAAGAACGAGGAUUGGCAAUUCAAGUACGAGGAAGCAGAAAUCAUGAGGGCUCACAUUGAGGCCCGUUCAGACACAACGAGCAAGGAAUAUGACGAUCUAGUUUCAGAACAAGAAAAAUUGAAGAAAGAAGCACUAGAAGAACUUGCAAACAUACGUGAAGAGCUGCAAAAGACUAAAGAUGCUCAAGCCAAGAAUGAGAAUUUAAUUAUUGAUUUGGAAACACAGGUGCAAACAACACAACUAGAAUUACAGGCUGCAAGGAAAGAAUUAUCAGAAUGCCAAGCCAACUUAAGUUGUGUCGAAAGGAAAUUUGAAGAGGAAAGAGGCGAAUUGCAUAAUUCGCUUCAAUCAAAAAUAUCAGAGGUUGAUAGUUUAGGAAAACAACUUUCACAUACCAUGGCUGCAGUGGAUCAAUCCUUAGCAGAGACUUCUGGCGAACUCGAGGAAAAAGUGCAAAUUAUUAAUCAGUUAAAUAACUCUUUGAUUCACCAAAAAGAAGCAACGGAUAAAAUAUUAAAUGAUCUUGUAGAACAACAUCAAAAAUCAUUAAAUGAGCAACAACAGCAUAUAAGUGAGUGGAAAAAUAAAGUUUCCCAAUUAGAGAACACUGUUGUAAAUAAAAAUACUGAACUUGAAAAAGUCAAAUCCGAAAUGGAACAUGUAUUGGAAACGCGCGAGGCAGAUGCCGAAAUAAUUAAAAAUUUGAAUGCCGAAAAUAAAAACAACAAUUUAUUGACUGUUGAAACACAGAAAGAAGAAUUUAAUAAGCUGAUAGCCGAAAGAGAUUCAAAUAUUUCCAGAAUAAAUACAUUAGUUGCUGAUAAAGAUGAACAAAUAAUUCAAUUGAAUAUUAAAAUAUCGGAAUUAGAAAACAUUAUUAGAAAUAAAAAUAUUGAGUUUGAAAAAGUGAAAUCCGAAAUGGAACUUGUAUUGGAAAAACGCAAGGCAGAUGCCGAGAUAAUUUUAAAUUUAAAUGCCGAAAAUAAGAACAACAAUUUAUCGAAUGUUGAAACGAAUUUGAGACAAGAACUUGACAAUCUUAAGUUACAACUUGAAAACGUCACUGAAAAAUUGAAUGCAAAAACUUCUGAGACUGAAAAUAUUAUUCAAGAGAAAAAUUCCAUUAGCUUGAAACUUGAAGAUAAAAUCAAUGAACUUAACAGAGUUGAAAGUGAAUUAAUUUUACGAACCGAUGUUGUAGAACAAAAACGAAUCAACGAAAGCAGUUUAGAAGAGCAGCUUAACGAAGCCAAAUUAGAGCUAAAUUCUAAACUAGCCAAAUUAUUAGCGGAUAAGGAUGAAUUAAAAAAUGUUGCUCAAAGUUUAGAAGAGAAACUUGACCAGGCAAAUAUUGCAUUGGCUGAAAAAACUAAACAAGUAGUUGAAAAAGAUGAUGCAAUUAUUCAAUUGAAUGAGAACCAAAAGAAGAUGAAUGAUAAAAUGGACAAUUACGAGAAAGAUGUACAGACCAAAUCAGAAGAAAUUCAUAAAUUAAAUCAAGAGAUUGAGCAUAAAAAUAGUUUAUUAAUGGCUAACACCGAACAGGUUAAUCAUUUGACCGAACUAAUGUCAAAUGAAGAGAACAAUUUGAAGAAAACACUAGAUACGCUAGAAUCAGAACAUCAACGCUUGGAACUCGAUUCACAAAUAUCAGAACAAAAGUUGGCAAAAUUGGAGUCUGAAAACAAAUUGCUCAAUUUGAGAGUUCAAGAAAGCUCGAAUCGGAUUACUGAACUUGAGCAAAAGCUUUCAGAAAAAGAUGGGCUCAUAAUAUCGCUAAAAAUGGAAAAGGAAGAAGUUAAAGCUAAUAGUGAACAGGCAUCAGCAGAACACACCGAAAAAGUUAUUAAAACUAUUGAAACUGAAUUCGAAAAGAAAAUGUUGGAAAGUAACCUUCAAUGGGAAGCGAAAUAUAUGGAUUUGGAGACAGAACUGAUCGCACUGAAGGAUCGGUUGGCGGAGCAACCUACCCCUAGCACAAUAGCGAUUGACGGACCCAGUGGAAGUGUGGUUAAAGCUGAGGACACUCCUGAAUACAGAAAGCUCCUUGAAGCUAAAUCUUACUCCGAUGCCCAACUUGAUUUCUUGAAUUCCAUCAUUGUCGAUAUGCUAAAGAAAAAUGAAGAGCACACAAUAAGGAUAAGUUUAUUGGAGCAGGGAUAUAGUCCGGCUGGUGCUGCAAGCCUCAGAGAAGCUGGUUCUCAGGCUGAAAGGCAAGUAGCUCCUAGAAAGUACUGUGAUAUAUGCGAAGAGUUCGACCUGCAUGAGACGGAGGAUUGUCCGAAGCAGGACUCAGAAGAACCUUGUUGCAGUACUCAGUCAGGCAAAGAGAAAAAAGAAAAGCCACCUCCUAGGCCUUACUGUACCAUCUGCGAAGAGUUUGGUCAUGACACUGAAGAUUGCACUGUCAGCCAGGAAUUUUAGGCUAUUUUAGUUUUUAAAACACUAUUAUACCAAACAGGUGCCCAUUGCUUAUUUUUAUAUUUUUGUAUUUCUCUUGAAUUUAUUUAUGAUUGGAACAAUCGGUGAUAAAAUAAAAAAAGCAAUGGAUCUAACCUAUUACCCUUAUUUUUACGUAGCUGUAGUCCUCAUUUUAUGAUUUUUUUUAAAUUUAGUUUGAUGGAAAGGUUUGCCCAUUGCUCAUUUUUGUAUUUCUGUAUUCUGUCAGUGAGAGAUUACUGAGGUUAUUUCUGAUUGGCACAAUCAGUGAAAAAAAAAAUAUUUUGAUAAAAAGGUGUGCCCAUUUCUCUUCAGUUUAUUUAUAAUUGGCACAAUUGGUAAUAAAAAAAAGCAAUGGAAUUAGGUUGUUUUGUGAAAAAAAUAAAUAAUUUAUUUUAAUAAAAGAGUGUCCAUUGCUCAUUUUUGUAUUUCUCGCCAGUUAAUGUCUCACUGAGGUUAUUUCUUAUUGGCACAAUCAGUGAUAAAAUAGGAAAAGCAAUGGAUCUAGCCUAUUCAACUUAAUUUUAUGUAGCUCUAGUCCUCGUUUUGUGAAAACGCUUAUUUAUUUUGAUAAAAAGGUGUGCCCAUUUCUCUUGAGCUUAUUUAUGAUUGGCACAAUUCGUGAUAAAUUAAAAAAAGCAAUAGAUCUAACUGAUUUAACUUAGUUUUUGUAUCUGUCGACAUCGUUUUGUUAAUAAAAUAAAUUUAUUUUGAUAA
Molecule: messenger RNA, 4595 nt
Organism: Ceutorhynchus assimilis (cabbage seed weevil)
Lineage: Eukaryota; Metazoa; Arthropoda; Insecta; Coleoptera; Curculionidae
Source: the annotation of a GenBank genome assembly